Molecule: messenger RNA, 1917 nt
Organism: Oncorhynchus kisutch (coho salmon)
Lineage: Eukaryota; Metazoa; Chordata; Actinopteri; Salmoniformes; Salmonidae
Product: vegetative cell wall protein gp1-like
Exons: 4
Coding region: 1-1917 (638 amino acids)
Source: RefSeq, a predicted model, not a curated record
AUGUGCCAGGAAUCUGUCUCUGUUCCCAGGUUCCCUUCGUCUCUGUUCCCAGGUUCCCUUCGUCUCUGUUCCCAGGUUCCCUCCGUCUCUGUUCCCUCCGUCUCUGUUCCCUCCGUCUCUGUUCCCUCCGUCUCUGUUCCCUCCGUCUCUGUUCCCUCCGUCUCUGUUCCCUCCAUCUCUGUUCCCUCCGUCUCUGUUCCCAGGUUCCCUCUGUCUCUGUUCCCUCCGUCUCUGUUCCCAGGUUCCCUCAGUCUCUGUUCCCUCCGUCUCUGUUCCCAGGUUCCCUCCGUCUCUGUUCCCUCCGUCUCUGUUCCCUCCGUCUCUGUUCCCAGGUUCCCUCCGUCUCUGAUCCCUCCGUCUCUGAUCCCUCCGUCUCUGAUCCCUCCGUCUCUGAUCCCUCCGUCUCUGAUCCCUCCGUCUCUGAUCCCUCCGUCUCUGUUCCCAGGUUCCCUCCGUCUCUGUUCCCAGGUUCCCUCCGUCUCUGUACCCUCCGUCUCUGUACCCUCCGUCUCUGUUCCCUCCGUCUCUGUACCCUCCGUCUCUGUUCCCUCCGUCUCUGUAACCUCCGUCUCUGUUCCCUCCGUCUCUGUUCCCUCCGUCUCUGUUCCCUCCGUCUCUGUUCCCUCCGUCUCUGUUCCCUCCGUCUCUGUUCCCUCCGUCUCUGUUCCCUCCGUCUCUGUUCCCUCCGUCUCUGUUCCCUCCGUCUCUGUUCCCUCCGUCUCUGUACCCUCCGUCUCUGUACCCUCCGUCUCUGUUCCCUCCGUCUCUGUUCCCUCCGUCUCUGUUCCCAGGUUCCCUCCGUCUCUGUUCCCAGGUUCCCUCCGUCUCUGUUCCCAGGUUCCCUCCGUCUCUGUUCCCAGGUUCCCUCCGUCUCUGUUCCCAGGUUCCCUCCGUCUCUGUUCCCAGGUUCCCUCCGUCUCUGUUUCCUCCGUCUCUGUUUCCUCCGUCUCUGUUCCCUCCGUCUCUGUUGCCAGGUUCCCUCCGUCUCUGUUGCCAGGUUCCCUCCGUCUCUGUUGCCAGGUUCCCUCCGUCUCUGUUGCCAGGUUCCCUCCGUCUCUGUUGCCAGGUUCCCUCCGUCUCUGUUCCCUCCGUCUCUGUUCCCUCCGUCUCUGUUCCCAGGUUCCCUCCGUCUCUGAUCCCUCCGUCUCUGAUCCCUCCGUCUCUGAUCCCUCCGUCUCUGUUCCCUCCGUCUCUGUUCCCAGGUUCCCUCCGUCUCUGUACCCUCCGUCUCUGUACCCUCCGUCUCUGUUCCCUCCGUCUCUGUACCCUCCGUCUCUGUUCCCUCCGUCUCUGUUCCCUCCGUCUCUGUUCCCUCCGUCUCUGUUCCCUCCGUCUCUGUUCCCUCUGUCUCUGUUCCCUCCGUCUCUGUUCCCUCCGUCUCUGUUCCCUCCGUCUCUGUUCCCUCCGUCUCUGUUCCCUCCGUCUCUGUACCCUCCGUCUCUGUACCCUCCGUCUCUGUUCCCUCCGUCUCUGUUCCCUCCGUCUCUGUUCCCUCCGUCUCUGUUCCCUCCGUCUCUGUUCCCUCCGUCUCUGUUCCCAGGUUCCCUCCGUCUCUGUUCCCAGGUUCCCUCCGUCUCUGUUCCCAGGUUCCCUCCGUCUCUGUUUCCUCCGUCUCUGUUUCCUCCGUCUCUGUUUCCUCCGUCUCUGUUCCCUCCGUCUCUGUUCCCUCCGUCUCUGUUGCCAGGUUCCCUCCGUCUCUGUUGCCAGGUUCCCUCCGUCUCUGUUGCCAGGUUCCCUCCGUCUCUGUUGCCAGGUUCCCUCCGUCUCUGUUGCCAGGUUCCCUCCGUCUCUGUUGCCAGGUUCCCUCCGUCUCUGUUGCCAGGUUCCCUCCGUCUCUGUUGCCAGGUUCCCUCCGUCUCUGUUCCCAGGUUCCCUCCGUCUCUGUUUCCUCCGUCUCUGUUGCCAGGAGUCCUGUGA